CCGCACCGCACCGCACCGCGCGGCUCCGGCAGCGCCGAGGGUCUCCGUGCCGCGGGGGGGGCGCGGCAGCGGCAGCGGCGGGGCUCGGCGGCUGUGGGUGCACGUGUCGUGUCCCCCCACACGCACAAAAUUUGCUGUGUUUUUUUUCUUCUUCUUCUCUCCAGCGUGAGCAGUGGGGGGAAAUUUUUUCAUUUUUCACUGCAGUUUUUAAUUUUUCAGUUCCAAGGGUUGCGUUAUUUUUCAAGCCCCGAAUUGCGUAGCGACCAGCGGAGCAUGCGAUGCCACAUGAGCUGAUGCACAAAGCUGUCUGCAUCCUGAAGAAGACCACAGAAUGCCUGGGAAAGGAGAACUCCAAAAAAGACCUCCAGUUCGAGAUGGCUCCCCAAACACAACUUGAGCAUACAGUUGCCUUCAUAGAAGAGGUCUCUAGAGCCAACCCAGAUGCGGUGAUAGGUGUUGUACCUCUUGUCCAGUUCACGUCAUCACUCAUGAAGCUAAUGACUCUAUUGAGAGAGGUGAAAUAGCUCCUGAUGUUGAACCAAGCCAGUAUUCCAGAUUCUGCUUUAGCAAUAUAUGAGAAAAGGAACAGUUUUGCAAAGUAUAUUGGAAACCUUGAACUUGUUCAGCUGUACAACAAGCUAAUGCAGACUCUUCUGCAGGUAGGAUAUCCUCUGAUAGAAAAAGAGCUGAGAGCUGUUGAUGACCAGCUGAAAGAAGCAAAGAAAUACACGUGCCAGAUGGCAACCUGCUGGGACUGUAUCAAACAAGUGAAAAUGUCAGUGUGUGAUUUAGAGCAGAGAGUUCAACAAUCAAACGCUAAUGUUAGAGCAGUCCAUCAGGUUAUGAAUGAUUGGAUGGAACAUGUCCUCUUUUUCAGGAAGGUUAAAAAAGAAGUUUUAUUAAGCCCAGAUGACAAAGAAAGAAUUGCUAAAAGAUACAAAAUGCCACAAGAAGAUAGCUACCAGAUCCAUCAUCUUGUAGAGGGAAAUUUAAAGCUCUUCAAAGCAUAUUCCUCCUCAGCCUCUUGGAAGAUUUGUGUAGAGUACAUUGAUGACAUUGUAGCUGAUGGCUUAUAUAAGACCAUAGUACAUUCUUUAGACUUGGAGAACACACAGGAAAGCUUGAAGGCAGCAGCUCCACUUUUCCAAGCACAAACUAUCCUUAAUGCCACAUGAAUUGGAUUUAAACCUUUGCUAGAUAAAGAGGCUGGUGAUGGCUUUUAUGAUCUAGUAGAUUAACUUCUGGUCAUUUUUUUCAAAAUGUUUGCCCAAGUGAAAAGGGUAGCAACACACCUGGAAGCAGAAUAUUAACAAAAUGAUAUGGACAACAUAUUAGAUCUGUCUGAAAUUAGGCAGGAGAUCAUGGAGAGAGUGGCAGAUGUUAUCAUCAAAGCCCUAGAAUAGAGAAAUUCUCUUUAUACCUAUGCCUGUCUCUGGCUAGAUGACCAGUCGGAGUUUAUGAAGCAGCUUCUUCUCUGUAGUCAUAGUUUAACAUGUGAAGAGGUGUCUCAUGCUGAUGAAGUUUAUGAAAAGCCUCCCACUACUAAACAGUUUAAAGAGCAGAUUGACAUCUGUGAAAAUCUCUGUGUCCAGAUGAGCAAGUUUGAAGACUUUAGAAUUUUUGAGAGCUGAUUUAAGGUGGAUAUGAAGCCUUUCAAAAUGAGUUUGCUAAGCAUUAUUAAGAAAUGGACCUGAAUAUUGAAGGAAUACCUCUUAAGAUUUGUUGUUAUUAGUCUGGCUGACUUAGAAGAAUUCAUAAAAUUGACAGAUGCCGGACUUCAAAGAGAGGUGAAUAAGGGAGAUUAUUGUUGGAUGGUGGAAAUCACAGGUCAUCUCUUGGCUGUGAAAGAGAAUAGCUAUUGCUGAAUUUUUGAACCUUUAAAAGAGAUGCUUAUGCUGUUGGAAAGCUAUGGACAGAAGAUUCCAGACCAAGUUUAUAUCCAUUUAGAGAAAUUGUCUGAAAAAUGGAAUGCCAUUAAAAGGAUAGCUGUGUCUGUAAAGCACAAAGUAACUCCUUUUCAGACUUCUGAGGCUGCAGUUAGCCGAAGCAAAAUGUGCUGCAUUUGAUAACAGCAGAAGCAAAUAGAAUUCAGAGAAAGAUUUAAAAUGAAAGCUCUUUUUCAGAUUGCAGAAGAUCCAUAUGCUCUUGAUAAGGCAAAUCAAGAGGUUGAGAUGCUGAGAAAAGAAAUGUUACCAAUGCAGGAAUCCGCAAAGCUAUUUGAAGCAGUUAUUCCAGACUACAAGCAAAUGAAACAAUGUCAAAAAGAAAUACAGUUGCUCAAGUAAGUGUGGGAUAUCAGUGUUUAAACUAAUAGCAGCAUUGAUGAUUGGACUAAAACCCAGCGGAGACAGAUUAAUGUGGAACAGAUGGAUGUAGAGCUCAGAAGGUUUGCCAAGAAAAUAUGGUCUUUGGAUAAGGAAGUUCUUUCCUGAGUUGUAUAUACAGGCUUGGAGUUGAAGGUGAAGGAUCUGAUGACAUCACUGAGGGCAAUGCUGGAGUUGUAAAAUCCUGCCAUCAGAGGGCUUUUAGUAGCAAAUGAUACUGCCUUGACAGACCUUUUGGGACUCCAGCUUCGUGAAGUGAAAGAUGAAGUCCAAAGAACAGUUCACAAAGCUGUGAAAGAGUUGAGUACUGAAAAGAUUCUUGCAGAAAUCAGCCAAACAUGGGCUGCCAUGGAAUUUUCUUAUGAAGACUAUCACAGGAGUAGAGCUCCUUUAUUAAAAUCAGAUGAACAACUGCUUGAAACUUUAUAAAACAGUCAGGUUCAUCUCCAAGCAAUUCCGAAAAGUAUAUAUGUGGAAUAUUUCACUGAAUAAGUGAAAAGUUGGCAAAAUAAAUGAAACAUGGUAGAUUCUGUCGUUUCCGUUUGGAUGGGAGUUCAACAUGCACGGUCUCAUCUAGAAAGUAUUUUAAUUGAAUCUGAAGAUAUCAGAACCCAGCUGCCUGAGGGUGCAAACAGAUUUGAUGGAAUCAAUACUGACUUCAAAGAAUUAAUGAUUGACACAGCAAAUACAAAAAAUGUGAUAGAAGCUACAACCAAACCAAAGCUAUAUGAAAAAUGUGAAGCUUUGCAGCACAGGCUCUCUCUUUGUGAAAAAGCUCUGGCUGAAUAUUUAGAAACCAAGUGCAUAGCUUUUCCUUGCUUCUGUUUUGUUUUUUCAGCUGAUUUCUUGGACAUUAUUUCAAAAUAAUGUUUGUCUACAGGAGGGCAAAUUUCCAGAUUACCCUGUGAGAUGAGCCAUCAUCUUACCAAAUGUUUUGACAAUGCUGGUCUUAAAUUUCAAGAGAAUAAAGAAGACUCUACAAAUGCUGCCCUUGGAAUGUACAGCAGAGAAAUGGAGUAUGUUCUAUUCCGUGAAGAAUGCAGAUGCAAUGGUCAGAUAUAGGCUUGGUUGCAACACCUUCAGGAAACUGUACACAAAACCAUGCGUCUCUGCAUUACGGAGGCAAUAUUAGCUUGUGAAGAAACAGAACAGUGGGUUGACUACUCAGUCCAAGUUGUUACUAGUUCACGAAUCUCGUGGGUUUCAGAUAUAGAAAUAGCACUCGCUAGGCUGGAAGAGGGCUUGGAAUCAGCCCUGAAGGCUUACAACAAUAAGCAGGUCACAUAACUAAAUGCUCUUAUUGCCCUGUUGCUCAGAUAACUUUCCUCAGGUGACUGACAGAAGAUCACGACCAUUUGCACCAUAGAUGUUCAUGCUAAAGAUGUGAUAGCAAGCCUCGUAGCUCAAACGGUCACCAGUUCCCAAGCUUUUGCUUGGUUGUCACAGCUGCGCAAUAGAUGGGAUGAAGCCCAGAAGCACUGUUUUGCCAGCAUUUGCAAUGUUCAAUUCCAGUACUUUUCUGAGUACCUGGGAAAUACCCCUCAGCUAGUUACUACACCUUUAACUGACAGGUGUUAUAUUACUCUAACCCAGUCUCUUCACCUAACGAUGAGUGGUGCUUCUGCAGGACCAGCUGGCACGGGUAAAACAGAAACCACCAAAGAUCUGGACCAUGCCCUUGGUAUGAUGUAUGCCUUCAGCUGUUCUGAGCAAAUGGAUUACAAAUCUAUAGGGAAUAUCUUUAAAGGUUUGGUCCAGUCAGGAGCUUGGGGAUGCUUUGAAUUCCGUCGCAUCUCAGUAGAAGUUCUGUCAAUGGUGGCCAUGCAAGUAAAGACUAUCCAUGAUGCAAUGAGAAACAAGAAAAAAUUUUUUUUCCUUGGUGAAAACAUUACAUUGAAAUCAUCAGUUGAGAUAUUUAACAACCCAGGAUAUACAGGUUGGACAGAACUACCUGAAAAUCUGAAAGCACUUUUCAGACCCUGUGCCAUGGUGGUUCCUGACAUUGAACUGAUCUGUGAAAUUACGCUGGUUGCUGAAGGGUUUAUUGAUGCGUGCUUGUUAGCCAGGAAGUUUAUUACCUUCUGUACUCUCUGCAGGAAGCUGCUUUCUAGACAGGACCACUACGACUAGGGACUUCAUGCUAUAAAGUCAGUUUUGGUAGUUGCUGGCUUGCUGAAAUGAGACAAGUACAGACCUGAGGAUCAGGUACAUAUGCAAGCCUUAAGAGACUUCAGUUUGCCUAAAAUAGUGACAUAUAUACCAGUUUUCAUGGGCCUGAUCAGUGACCUGUUUCUGGCUCUGGAUGUUCAGAGGAAGAGGGACCUGCAAUUUGAACAGAUGGUUAAACAAUCUACCCUAGCGCUUGCUUUGCCACCUGAAGAGAGCUUUAUUCUCAAAGUUCUUCAGUUGGACGAGCUGCUGGCAGUGCAUCAUGUGCAUGUCGUUGGAAAUGCAGGGACCGAAGAGAAUAAGGUUCUGAAAAUUCUGCAUCACACAUACUUGAACAUGAAACAAAAGGGUGUUUGGAAUGACCUUAACCCAAAAGCUGUGAUAACUAAUAAACUGUUUGGUUUUAUACAUCAUUCAAGCAGAGAAUAGAAAAAUAGUCCUUAUCUCCUGUCUUCUCUUCUGAGAGAGCAAGCUAAUGUUACCUAAGAUGGGCCAAAAUGAUUAGUUUUACAUGGUGAUAUAGAUCCCAUGUGGAUUGAGCCGCUCAACACUGUUAUGGAUGAUGAUAAGGUUCUGACUCUCACAAGCAACGAACAUGUGCUUACAACUCCAUCAAUGCGGCUGCUGUUUCAGGUACACCAUUUAAGAACUGCUACUCCACCUACAAUGUCUGGAGCUGCUGUUCUCUGUCUGAACACCCAGGAUCUUGAGUGAAAUCCGUAUGUUGCCAGCUGGAUAGAAACAAGGAGACGCCAAUCAGAAAAGGCUAACCUGACUAUUCUCUUUGAUAAAUACGUGCCUCUAGUUAGAACAAGCUUUAAAACUGUCACAGCUAUUCCUGAGAAUAGUAUGGUCCAGACACUCUGUUCUCUAUUGGAUUGUUUGCUGACCCCUGAAAAUGUGCCUCUGGAUUGCCCCGGGGAGCUCUAUGAGAUGUAUUUUGCUUUGCUUUGUAUUUGGGCACUUGGUGGGUCUCGCUCUCAAGAUCAAGUUUCAAAUUACCAAGCUGAAUUCAGCCACUGGUGGCUUAAGAAGAUAAAGGCAGUGAAGUUUUCAUCCCAGGGCACUGCGUUUGAUUAUUAUCUUGAUCCAAAGACAAGGAAAUUCAUGCCCUGGACAGAUAAGGUUUCAAAUCUUGAUGUGGGCUCAGAUGCACCUUUACAAGCAAUCCUUGUUCACACAUCUGAGAUGGCAUGUCUCAAAUAUUUUAUUGAUUUUUGACUCUUAGCAAAAGGGAAACCAGUCAUGCUUGUUGCAAAUGCUGGAGCAGGAAAAACAGUGUUUGUAGGCGAUAGGCUUGCUGCUCUCUCUAAUGACUACCUGCUAGCUAACGUUCCUCUCAGCUACUGUACGACGUCAGCAGUGCUGCAAAAGAUGCUUGUAACAAAGGUGGAGAAAAAAGCUGGUCGUAACUAUGAUCCAGUAGGAAAUAAAAUACUUACCUAUUUUAUUGAUGACUUAAAUAUGCCUAAAGUGGACAGAUAUGGAACAGUUCAACCUCAUGUACUGAUAUGGCAACAUAUAGAUUAUGAACACUGGAAUGAUAGGCAGAAGCUAACUAUUAAAGAAAUUAAUAAUUGUCAGUAUGCUGCCUGUAUGAAUCCAAAUGCUGGCAGCUUCACUAUCAACCAUAGGCUCCAGAGGCAUUUUGCAGUAUUUGCUUUGAACUUCCCUUCUUCAAAUUCCCUGAUUACCAUCUGCAGCAAGAUAGUUUGCUUCCACUUUCAGCAACAAGCUUUUGUUCCAUCAGUAUUCCAAAAUAUUCUGACAAUAGUACAAGCAGCCAUAUGGCUUCACCAGACAGUCAUUCAAAACUUCCCACCAACUGCUGUUAAGUUCUACUAUAUCUUUAACCUGAGAGACCUCUCCAUCAUCUUCCAGGAAUAUAUCAUUGGCAUUCUAUUUGUUACACGUGAAUGUUUGCAGCAACCAAAUGAUCUUAUAUGACUUUGGCUUCAUGAAUCAGCACAUGUUUAUAGGGAUAAAUUGGUGGAAAUGAACGACUGUAAUUUCUUCCAUAAAAUGAUAUUGGACACUAGGCACAGGUAUUUUGAGGCAGGAGCUGUGUGCCAGAUCAGUUGUACCCUGGAAACCCCUGGGGGUUAUGCACUUCUGAUCAGAGUAGGUGGUAGUGGUAAAUAAAGCUAGCUGAAGCUGGCAGCAUGCAUCUCUUCUCUGGAGGUUUGCCAAAUCACACUGAAGAAAAGCUAUGGGUUCCCAGACCAAAGGGUAGAUUUUGCCAAUUCGUACAUCAAGACUGGUGCCAAGGACCUGCCCAGAGUGUUUUUGCUGACAGAUGCCCAGGUUCCAGAUGAACACUUUCUUGUGCUGAUUAAUGACUUGUUGGCAUCAGGAGAGAUUCCAGAUCUGUUCAGUGAUGAAGAUAGGGAGGGAAGAAUUACAGGAAUUAGGAGAGAAGUCCGAGGCCUAGGCUUGACUGACACUAGAGAAAACUGAUGGAGAUUCUUUUUGGAUAGAUUAUCCCAGUUACUCAAGAUCAUUCUGUGUUUCUCUCCAGUUGGUUCCAUGCUGAGAGUUCGAGCUCAGAAGUUCCCAGCCAUAGUUAACUGUGCUGCUAUUGACUGGUUUCAUGAGUGGCCGCAGGAGGCCCUGCACUCUGUCAGCAGGAGAUUCAUUAAGGAAACAGAGGGGAUUGAGCCACUUAUUCAGGACUCCAUUAGCGAUUUCAUGGCUUAUGCCCACACCAGUGUGAAUGCACUGAGUGCCAAAUACAAUCAUAAUGAGAAGCAAUACCAUUACACCACUCCAAAGAGUUUUCUGGAGCAAAUCAUGCUUUAUAAGAUCCUGUCAGAGAAAAAAGGCAAGGAGAUGUCAGAACACAUGGAACGCUUGGUGAACGGCAUACAGAAGAUAAAGACAAUGGCUUUUCAGGCAGAAGAUCUAAUAUCCAAACUUGCUUCUCAAGGGGCAGAACUGUAACUGAGAAAUCAAGAUGCUGAAGCUUUGAUUGCGAAGACAGGGUUUCAGACUGAGAAAGUGAGCCAAGAAAAGGCCAUUGCAGAUGCAGAGGAGCAAAAGGUAGGAGAAAUCGAAGCAGAAGUAUAUCUGAAGCAGAAAGAGUGUGAAGAUGACCUGGUGAAAGCUGAACUUGUUACAGCAACCUUAGGUACACUUAAUAAGGUCAGUCUUACAGAACUGAAAGCCUUCACCAACCCUGCAAUGACUGUAACCAAUGUUACUGCUGCAGUAAUGGUUUUACUGGCAUAUAAAGGGAAAGUGCCCAAAGAACGAAGCUGGAAAGCUGCAAAACUUUUCUUCUUGCAGGUUGAUGACUUCUUACAAGCUUUAAUCAACUAUGAUAAGGAACAUAUUCCUGAGAGUUGUCUAGAAGUUGUCAAGGAACAUUACUUGAAAGAUCCAGAUUUCAACCCAAAUUAUGUUCAUACAAAGCACUUUGCAGCAACCAAACUUUUGUCUAAUAAACCUGUGUUGUAUGCCUUUUUCAAGGUGUAUUGUGAGGUACAGCCAAAACGUUGUGCAUUAGCUCAGGCAAAUGCUGAAUUAGCAGCAGCUACCAAAAAGCUAGCAGCAAUCAGGAAGAAGCUUCUUCCUGUGAAAAGCUUCCAUUCCUUACUUCAGUUGUAUCCUUCCAUUGCCCAUAAAAACAAGCAAUCCAGUUCUCUAAUGUUGGACCAAUUCUUGAUGCUCUGGAUAGCAAUGUGCCAGCUCUCAGCUUCAUUCGAGAAAGCAAUUGCAGAGGAAGUCUGAUGUCAAGAUGAUGUUAACUGAACAAACAAAACUAUUCAGCUGGCCAACAGGCUGGUCAAAGGACUUGAGUCUGAAAACAUGCAUUGGAGCCAAUCCAUUGAUAAGCUCAAGGCACAAAAGAAAACUUUAUGUGUUGAUUCAUUAACAGCCGCUUUUGUGUCUUACAUUGCAAAACAGUAUCACCAGGAACUGAUGGACCAUCUCUGGGCUCCUUUUCUAAAGUCACAAAAGGUUCGUGUUCCUGUAACCGAAGGCCUGGACCUGAUUGCUGUGUUGACUGAAGAUGCUACGAUCGCAGCAUGGAAUAACGAGGGACUGCCUGGGAGAGUGUCAGCAGCAAAUGCCACUCUCCUAACGCACUGAGAGCGCUGGCCUCCAAUGAUGGAUCCGCAGCAGCAGGAAAUUAAAUGGAUAAAGAAUAAAUAUGGGGCUGACCUUAAAGUCAUACGUUUAGGACAGAAAAGUUUUCUGAAGGCUAUUGAAAGAGCUUUGGCUUGUGGAGACACUGUAUUAAUGGAAAACAUGGGUGAAUCUGUUGAUCCCGUACUUGGUCCCCUGCUUGGAAGAAAUACAGUUAAAAUGGGAAAAUAAAUCAGAAUUGAAGACAAAGAACGUGAAUUCAACAAGAGUUUCCAUCUCAUCCUUCACACUGAUCUGGCUAACACCCACUACAAGCUAGAACUGCAGGCUCACACCACCUCCAUUAAUUUCACUGUCACCAGAGAUGGGCUGGAAGACCAGCUGUUGGCUGAGGUUGCUAGUGCUGAAAGGCCAGACUUAGAAGAAAAAUAAGUCCUGACCAAAGAUCAGAACUAUUUCAAGACUGAGCUCAAGCAGCUUGGGGACAACAUGCUGCUCAGUCUGUUGGCUGCCCCAUGUAGUUCCUUAGGUGACAGUGAACUUGUGGAGAAACUUCAAUCAAUGAAGUCAACUGCAGCUGAAAUACAGUGCAAGAUAGCUGAAGCCAAAGAAAAUGAAGCUCAAAUUAACAAGGCAAGAAAGCAUUAUAGACCAACAGCCAUAAGAGCAUCUAUUUUUUACUUUGUUAGUAGCAGUCUGGUCAACAUCAACCCCAUGUACCAUUUCUCACCAAAGGUCUUCAAUGCAGUCUUCCACAAAGCAAUCCAACAGGCUGAAGAAUCAGGAGAUACUCAGUGACAUAUCUCUAACACAACAGAAGCUGUCACCUACUCAACCUUUCUUUUCACAAGCCAAGGACUUUUUGAAAAGGAUAAGCUCAUUUUCCUGGCCCAGAUAGCUUUUCAAAUUCUUCUAAGUAAAGAGAUAGAACUCCUUGAAUUUGAUUUCCUUCUUCGAUUCACAAUUGAACACACUUAUGAGAAUCCUGUUGACUUUUUAACUACUCAGUCAUGGAGUGCCAUUAGGGCUAUUGCACUGAUGGAUGUGUUCAGAGGGUUAGGUAAAGAUACUGAAGAAUCCACCAAGAGCUGGAAGAAGUGGGACUCACAAUGUCCAGAAAAGGAAAAGCUCACUCAGGAAUGGAAAACCAAAAGCUCCCUUCAGAAACUGAUCAUGUUGAGGGCGUUCCAUCCAGAUAGAAUGACAUGCACUCUUAGUGCUGGUCUUGUAGGCCUGAUCCUCCAAACCCCACCACCACUGCUGUUACCCCAUUUAAUGCCAUAUGAAGAGAGCAGCCCAGCCACUCCUGUGUUCUUCAUUCUGUCUCCAGGAGCAGACCUUCUUAAAGAUAUUUCUUUUACAGGCAAAAAGCCUGGGUUUACUAUAGACUCUGGAAGAUUUCAUAACAUCUCUUUAGGACAAGGGCAGGAGGUGGUUGCAGAGGAGGCACUAGAGAAGGCUGCCAAACAUGGCCAUUGGGUCAUUCUCCAAGAUAUUCAUCUAGUAGCCAAGUGGCUAGGAAUCUUGGAAAAACUCCUCGAGCAAUACAGUGAAUUAAGUCAUUCUGAUUUCCAUGUCUUUAUUAGUGCUGAACCAGUUCCAACUCCAGAAGAGCACAUCAUUCCUCAAGGAAUACUAGAAAACUCAAUUAAAGUUGCCAGUGAACCUCCUACGGGGAUGCUAGCUAAUUUACAUGCUGCACUCUACACUUUUGACCAGGAUACCCUUGAACUGUGCACCAGAGAGCAGGAAUUUAGGAGCAUCCUUUUCUCUCUGUGCUAUUUUCCCACUUGCAUCGCUGGGAGAUUGCAGUUUGGCCCUCAAGGCUGGAAUCACAGAUACCUGUUCUGUACUAGAGACCUCACCACCUGUGUCAACAUCCUCUGCAACUAUUUAGAGACACAUAAGAAGAUUUCAUGGGAAGACUUGUGUUAUCUCUUUGGUGAGAUUAUGUAUGGUAGCCACAUCACUAACGACUGGGACCGCAAGCUCUGUUAUACAUAUCUGCAAGAAUUCAUAAGCCCACCUAUGAUUCAAGAGGGACUGGUUCUGGCACCAGGUUUCUUGGUCCCACCAAAUCUGAACUAUGCUGGAUGCCAUAAAUACAUAGAUGAAAUGCUUUCACCUGAAAGCCCAGUACUAAAUGGGCCGCACCCCAGUGCUGCAAUAGGAUAAUUAACAGCAACAUCAGAUAAUCUCUUCAAAAUUCUUUUGGAAAUGCAACCGAGGAGUUCAUUUGCAGGAGAGGGAUUCAAGGCCAAUCUGCAGAGGAAAAGUGUUAAGAAUGUCCUGGAUAAUAUUCUGGAGAAACUCCCUGAAGAGUUUGACAAGGCAGAGAUUGUGCAGAAGACUACUGUGUCACACCCCUAUGCUCUUCUUUGCUUUCAAGAAUGUGAGAGGAUGAACCUUGUCAUUUCAGAGAUAGCUCUUGAACAGCUGGACCUUGGUCUGAAAGGGGAGCUGAUGUUUUCUCCUGACAUGGAAUUGCUGCAAUCUGCACUCUUCUAUGAUGCUGUGACAGAUGCAUGGACUAAACUAGCAUAUCCAUCCAAGUACAGCCUUGCUCACUGGGUUACUAAUUUUCUCAAGAGAUAUGGAGAACUUGACAUCUGUAUGCAGGACCUUGUGCUGCCAGCAGUAGUGUGGCUCUUUGGCUUGUUCAAUCCUCAGUCCUUUCUGACAGCUGUUAUGCAGAGCAUGUCAUGCAAGAACAUCUGGCCUUUGGAUAAGGUGUGCUUGACUGUAGAUGUUACCAGAAGGACCAAAGAAGAUUAUGGCCACCCACCAAGGGACAGAGCCUGUAUCUGUGUGCUUUUUAUGGAAAAAGCCAGGUGGGAUAUGCAGCUGGGGACCAUAGCUGAAGCCCAGCUCAACAAAUUGAUUCCAGCAACGCCAGUCAUUAUUGUAAGGGCUAUUCUAGUGAAUCGAAAGGAAAAUAAAUGUCCGGUAUAUAAAACUAAAAGCAGAGGGCAUACUUACAUUUGGAGUUUUAAUCUGAAAAGCAAGGAGAAGCCAGCUAAGUGGGUUCUGGGAGUAACUUUACUCUUAGCAGUUUAAUACUAAGCCUAUAACAGUAUAUGCUGCUUUCUCAGUCUGCCUUGUAGUUAAAGCAAAAGGAGAUAAAUACUUUUCACCAUCAGCUAGCACAGCCGAUUUGCCUCACAAAAGCACAUUCCUCAGUGAAAUACUAUAAUGUGUUCUAUGUUGUUAUUUCCUUGUCCUUCACUGCUGUGUGCGGGCGUUUCUCCAUAUAAUGAUUAUACUGCAAGCGUUUCUUCAUUAUACUGGUUAUGGGAAAGUAAAUGGGAAAUAUCAUAGCAGCUCAGUGUACUGUUUGACUCACAAAUGUUUCUCUUGAUUA
Dromaius novaehollandiae (emu) is the source of this 11943-nucleotide messenger RNA. RefSeq names its product dynein axonemal heavy chain 11 (gene DNAH11). The record is from RefSeq and is a predicted model, not a curated record. Gene Ontology annotation, molecular function: minus-end-directed microtubule motor activity; ATP binding; dynein light intermediate chain binding. Gene Ontology annotation, biological process: microtubule-based movement. Gene Ontology annotation, cellular component: dynein complex. Lineage: Eukaryota; Metazoa; Chordata; Aves; Casuariiformes; Dromaiidae.